This is a messenger RNA of Ectocarpus sp. CCAP 1310/34, 8133 nucleotides long. Lineage: Eukaryota; Phaeophyceae; Ectocarpales; Ectocarpaceae. The record is from the annotation of a GenBank genome assembly.
AUGCAUUGCACGGGCUGGGAGAAGGUGUCAUUUCGAUUCCAACAUAUCAAGCUCGUGGAGUCCGCCAUUGAAGCCGAGGUCAAACCGUCCCGCGGGAGACACGGAGUGACAAGGAUGUACCCGAGAAAUAGCGCGCCGGUUGAAGGAAAACCGUCGCCGCCAUCACCGCCGCACUUCAGUGGCGGGAGGAGGAGUGCACACAGACUCUCCAUCACAUUGGACGGCCUUCACAUCGCAGUCGUGGCUGACUGCUCUCGCACGGAGGCGAAAGGGGUUCACGAAGGUAUCGCCAACUGCAGCCCUAAACGGGCUAGCAGGAGCGAUGAACCGGCCUUCGUCGAAGGGUCGUCAGCAGAGAUUGACGAUGACCUGAGGGUUGCCAAAUCAGUUCUUGAAGAUGUAUCGACCCCCAUUGCCCUGGGCCUCACUACCCCUGCCUGUGAGUCAGGCGAGCACACGGAGACAUUGAAAGGGGUAGCAGAGGUAGUGGUCGAGGCGGAGACGGCGGCGGCGGCGAGAGCCAAAGGGAAAGUGCGGGGAGCGCAAAGGUACUCCGGGUCGCCAACCCAGCCACCAUCGGGAAACACGGACGCGCCUCCUAGAGGCCUCAACGUCGUUGUGGAUGCCAGGUUACUGCCGGCGUGUGCGUCGCUAUCGAUAGGCGUUUUCACCCUAAGGUGCAGUGAUGAUCGCGCAAGGAACGGCGACGGUAUGCCCGCCACCGCGGCGGACGGCGUCAUGUCUGGCCGGCUGGGUAGGCUCGAGAUCGUCGGCCGCGGCAAAGGCGGGGAGGCUCCGGAUUUCCCCGCUACCAUCUCCUUCACAUCUACAGAUGUAGAAGAAGAAGAAGCGCAAGGAUCUUCAGGGAACAACGCUCUAGAUGUGACCUGGAGCACUCUCGCUUCCACCGAUGAGGACGAAGAGGACGGCACGAAGCUCAAGCUGGCGAGAGCCUUCCGGGAGAUGCUUUGGACGGGCAGCUCAGCUCAGUUCUCGGACCCAACUGGUGGUCGAGCCUUGGUGCGCCUCGGCGAGCUCAGUGUCCAGUGCCGCCCUUCGGAAGGGGCGGUGGAGGCGGUGGCGGGGGCGGCGAAGCAUGUCGUGGAAGAAUCCGCAACAAGCUUGUCCUCUGUAGUGGUCAGCAGCCUCACCGCAGUCCCCACCAUCGUCUUUACACCGAAGGAGGUACCGAAACACAAGGUCCCGAUCGAACAACCGCCAAACGGUUUGCUGCCUCAACAGCAGUCGCUUCCGCCGCUCCCUUCAGGACCGUCGCCGUCUUCGCUGCUGCCGGGGUGUGUGCGGACGCUCCUUGGAACCCUCCGAAGUUUUCGCCAGUGGCUGAUGAGCCGAGAGCGGCUGCCGCUAAUGUGGCCGUCACCACAGCUGGGUGCGUCCUCUGACACCGUGGACUUUCACGUACUCGAGGUCAAGGUCGAAGCAAGCGCGGUAACCGGCACUGUGGACGCUAGGCUGGCGGGGUGGUUGAACCUGCGGGGUGUGCACGAGGCAGAAGCGUUGACGGCGAUGGUGCAACGGAAAACGAAUCUGAUCCUCGCUGGUGGCACACCCCAAGCGAGGACCGACGGUACUCGAAAGAUUGUGUCGAUUGACACCGUGAGGGUUGCUGUGGAGGAGUUCCUCGAAAACCCUCCCACCAUAGCUUGUAAGGCAACCAGCGAAGAGAAGCUGGCUGGUGUUGGCGGGAAAAGACGGCCUGGGCACCCGGGACGGUUCGACUUUGAGGCGGACAACGUUAGCGUUCAACAGGAACAAACCGAGCAUCGCGGCAAGAGCCGCAUCCCGGCCCCCUGCGACAAGCUGCUCCGUUCGUUGGCAGGCUCGCGCUCGGAUUCGGUCGCCGUGGUGCAAGACACCUCUAUGUUGUUCAAGGAAGGUUCAGCUUCAGUAUUGUCCCAAAAAUCCUUCACACUAGUCCUCGACCUUCCCGCUCGCCUGAUGCAGUGCUCUCGGGCGAGCGUUUCCCUCGCCGACAGGCUUCCUCCUCCCUUCGCGGCGUCUGCAACGGCGGCUUCGAGAACGCGGGCUUCGGCCAUUUUCACCGGCUGCCCUCUUCCCCCCCAAGGCGGCGCUCGUGACGGCGACAACAGCAACAGCAACAGCAACAACCGGGACGACAACACCGCUGCAAUAGGCGUCGUCGAAACGUCUACGGAAGGCCGUUCCGAAAGAGUUCCGUUAGGCGUUGCCGAAGGCCGUGCCAAUGACGACGGCGACGCCGCUACAUGGAGCGGACUCAAGCUGGAAUUCCGCGGCGUGUGCAUGGACAAGGUGGUGGAGAAAGACUCCUUGGGAAGGACGGCAAGGGUUACGAUUGCGAUUUCAUGCAAGGAGGCCCUCACGGCCCUCGCUGUGACCAAGGACUUUCCUGCGCUGCUGUUGUUUCUCCAUCCGUCGCGGAAAAAGGUGUCUGGAACUGAGUCCAUCGGGGAGGAGUACUGCGAGCGUAUCGCCAAUUUAGUAGGGCUCUCCUUCGCUCAGGUCCGCGUUGGCAAUGUACUACCGGUUCUUGGGCCCGCACCCGACGCCAAAACGACCGGCGACGGCACUCAAGCGCAACCCGGCGUCCGCAACGGUGCCACCGGUGAUACCGACGAGGUUAAUGACGAUGGGAGCGAUCAGCCCACUGCUGCGGUAACGAGAGGCGGCGAUGGUCAUGUUGCCACGGCGGCCUCAGCGGCGCCUGUUGGAGGAGGGGGGGCGGUCCCGCGCUCGCCUCCGCCGCCUGCAGCAAGGGGAGCUGUAAAGGCAGAGCACAUUAUCAUUGAUCGGACAGACAUGGCGUGGUCUGGCUCGGUUCACUGCAUGCUCCUACGUCUGUCCCAGCGAUUGGUAUCGACGAUCGACCACCUUGUGGGCUUCCCACCGCCGCCACUCCCGGUAGAGUUCACAAGACGAGUGCUCUUGCGUGGAGCAUACCUCCGCUGCGCGCUUUCGGAGGUGACGGAAGGCCGCCCGCUACGGUCGCCGCUUCCGUCCCAGCGGCCGCUGGCGCGUACCUCGCGUUCCUCAUCCUCCUCCUUCUCUUCCACCUCGUCUCUAGACGAUCUUUCUUUCCGGCAGCCUGCAAUGGAAGGUGGACCCCGUAGCCCGGACAACGACCAUGGGGGCGGCAAGGAAGGGGCCCCGUGUUUUCCCCCUUCAUCGGCGCCGUUACAUGCCCCAUGGUGCCACCACCGGGCUGACGUCCGCCUCGCUAACUUCAACAUGAGCAUGAAGAAGGAGAAGCGCCAUGGAAAACAUCGGGACUCCAAUACUGACUCUGGCCAUGAUAGGAAUCCACUCGCGAAGACAGCUUUCCCGUCAUCUCGUGGACGCGAAGAAAUUCAAGGAGAAGGAAGGAGGGACAACGGCAGGUCAUCGACGCCGCAGGAUGAAAAGCUGGCGCCGGACCACGACGCGGAGAUGACGAUGGAUGCGGACUUGCUGGAAAUCUUGGUGCCUUCACCGCGACCACUGCAGGCCGACCUCAAGCAACAGCCCGGUCUUCACUUCGCGUCUAGAGGAGCAUGGCAAGAAGGGGUAGGGGACGACGGCAGUUGUGAUCCAACCGCAGCUUCUGCUCGUACUAAUCCCCACAAAGACAAGACAGACAUGGCUGGAUUUCCGAAAGGUGAUGACGAAAGACUGUCGACGGCUGCAGCGGUGGGAGUCUCCGCCACCACGGCAAGCAGCGAAGGAGAGGCCAUCCCCGCGCGUCGGGAGCAUCAGCAACGGACAUGGUGUGGAUUGAUGGAAUCGGCGACAAGGGGUGGUGAUAGUGGCAGUACCAAACCGCUUGUCGUAGAAAGUUCCCAGGCGCAAGGUUCAGUGGGCGAGGAGGCGACAAGGGGGGAAAGAGGAGAGGCUACGGAGUCGAAAGGGGACGGAGUCGGUAGUGACAACGAGGGCACCGGUGACGGUCACCCGGGCAAUGGCGACGACAGCCUUGCCAGAAUGACCAGAAUCGUUGCCAUCAGCUCCUUCAGGUUCCGACGAAGCCUUGAUUGGUCUUUGCCCCGUCAAGAGCAGCACGAGAAGCUUGCCUCGGCUGCGACUGGUGGUGUUGCUUCGGCCACGCUCAGCAGCGGUAGUGGUGAGCCGGGGGCUGGGCCAAAAGGAGAAGCGGGGGGAGUCCGCCGGGGCCAUAGCAACGAUAGCGACAACGGGUGCAGCGGUACUGCAAGAAGACGGGAGAAUCGAGGAACGGAAAAUACUUCCUCUCUCGACGUGAAAGCACGGCGAGGGAGCGCGGGGCGGCGAGGACAUGGAAACGGGGACGGAGGCGUGGGAGGGGAACUGUCGCAGCCGCGGUUGUGGUCGAGGACGGGCAUCGAAGUACGCGCGGGGCACAUAGCGGUGUCUCUGCCCCCUCGUUUUCAGCUGGGUGACUUGCAGGUCGCGGCGAUUCUGCAGUGGAAGGGGAUUCAAGAAGCUCUAGGCGAGACUUCUCCCUCUUCGCCGUCGGACUCUUGCGCCACGUCCGUCCUACUGGGAGGGUUCACCCUCCACCUGGAAAGGGAACCACCGCCAGAGCGAACGCCGCCACCCAAUUGUCCUGCGCCAGCCCCUCCCUCGAGUUCUCCUCCGUCUCCACUCCCGCGCUCAAUACUCCAGCGGCAAGGAGCGGUCAAAUUCGGGAGCAUCGCUAGCACAAGCGAAGGUCGUCACAGUGGUUCGGGAUUUUUUUCUGCGCUAAACCUGAGCCGAGGGAGCGGUAGCAUCGGUGGCGAAGGCGGCAACAGCAUCAACAGCAGCAGCAUGCCGUGGCCGCAGCACCCGAGAAUGAUGGUCAAGGGCUUGAGGCAGAGCGGAGCGAGCCUCUCCUCCCUUCUCGGGUUCGGCAGCAGCGGCAGCGGGAGCGAUCUCAGUGACCACGGGGGUAGAGACAACGCCAGGUCGACCAGCCGCCGGAGCUCAGCCAGCCCGGCGGCCACCGGAGCCGACACCCCCAAGCGUCGCAGCAAGCGGAUCACUCAGGUUCCCGCCGGUGAAGGCGGUGAUGAAGCGGGAGGGUUUGGCGACGGUAGGGGAUUCGGCAUCGACAAAAACAGAGGCAGAAAUGUAGGCGACCGGAUUUCGGAGACCGAGAGUGCCCGCGAAGCUCGAGGGGACGGGUUCGGCGGAAAUGAAGCGAGGGCGAAACCGCUUGCCGUGCUCACUCUCGGCGAGAUCAGUUUCGAGCCGACGCUGCUCGCCGCGGUUCGGGAGCUUGACGAGCAUCCAGGGCCCGUGACAUACGGGCAGACGAUGGGGGGGUGGGGGAAACUCUCCUUAUCGUCUACCGCCGUAUACCUGGACGGGCUGCCGGUGCCGUACGUGACCGCAGACAACGUCGUCGUGGAUGGCCUUUUCGCGAGAGGGGUGGCCGCGACCGAUGAUGGAGGCUGCGAUCAACGGUGCCUCGGUUCGAUAGAGUCCGUGUACUCUUCGUCACCUUCCGACGUGAGGCUCGCGUCGUCGGCUACGCUUGAGGAUGGCAAGGAUCAGGAGACGGACGAAGACCAAGGGGGGUGGGUGGAUGGAGAGAAAGAGGAGGGAUGCCGGAAAGGCGCGGCCGAUCGCACACCGCCCACCACCCCCACAGUAGCACCGGCGCCGCAUGUGGAGUUCUGGGAUAGGCUGAGAUGCAUCUUGCACGGAAAGCUUUCUCUCGACGUCGACAAGGUGGAAGUCACUGCGCUGCUUGACCGCUCACCGGCUGCACUUGGGGCGAGUUUGAGGCUGCUGGUGUCAAAAGCUAAGGUGGCGUACACGUGUGGACAUCUGGACCUGAACCUGCAACACACCUUGCUUUCCACCCCAGCCCGGCCUCCUGCGGAGGUGCUUAGAAUGGAGGACGUAGUUUGGGCUGGCUGUGGUCCGGCGGCGAAAAUCUCGCUGCUGAGCUUUCCGUCGUCCCCCAACUGUAUGUUUUUUCCUUCGCCGUCAGCAUCAGGCCCACCCGUAGAUCCUCGCCGGCGAGGAAGCAGCAGUCCGCACGCCAGCCCUUGUCAGAGCCCUGUAAGCAGAGGGCAGGACACGCGGGUCCGACCGGACUCAAGGCGAUACCAGCACCCCAACAACACUCCUGCGUGCCCGUUGUCCGGGCUCGACCGCGAACGCGGCAGCGGCGGCUGUGGCGGCAACGUCUACGGUAGAAGCACCAGCGCCGCUGCGGCGUUGGGCUCAGCGGCGGCCGUCGCAGCAGACACCUUCUCCUCCGAGGAGCCUUCUUUGCAUCCGCAACGCCAACAGGCAGGACGCGGCAGUUUUCCGCCGCUUUCGCCGUCCAACUCGAUGGGGGUAGCACCCUUCGAUAGCGGCCUCCCCAGCAGGAAUGUGGGAGGAGGGAUGGGGAUGGAUUGCCCCGCUUUCAUGGCGAAGCGGGGGGCGGGAGAUGUCCUCGACGGCGGCAACGGCGGGACAACCAUAGGCCUGGGUGACAGUAGCGGCACUUUCGGCGCGCGGCACAGCGUCGCCUUCGUUGCGGAGAUAAUGUUGAAACUAGACAUCGCAUGGGCCUGUGCAGGACACGCCGGUCCUAACGGCCACCACCUCGAGAUUCUUUCGACUGCCGGUACGGUCGGCCAGGGUAGAGAAGACGUAAGGGGCGCGGUGGAUGGCAGUGCCGCCACCAUUGCCACCGCCACCGCCACCGCCACCGCCACCUCCGGCAUCUCUUCUGGCGGAGGAGCUGGGUUUUCUUCCCCGUCGAUACCGGCAUCUCGUCCAGCCAAUCCGGCCCCCGAAGGGAACCGUAGCGAGACCAACAACUCCACUGCUGCCACGAGCACCAAGGGUCACAGCGACUUGUGGGCGCCCUACCGAGCGACAGGUCUGAAACUCAAGAUCUCGGCGGAAAUAUCGCCGGACAAGAUCGGCAGCGGCGGCGGCGGCGGCGGCGGCGGUGACAGACAAUCUCCACAGGGACAGGGAGGAGCGUGUGUAUCCCCCGCUACGAGUCCCGUACCCGUAAGGAGGACAAUCAGCAGCAGCGGCGACGGCAGUCUCGGGGUAUCACCCGUCCACGGGGGAACCCUGAAAAGUGUUCCCAGAAACAACGGCAGCAGCAGCGGCGAUGGUCAUGCCAGCAGGCCUAACUCCUUCCCUAGGAGCAAGCCAAUGGGCGAGGAGGACAAGGAGGAGGAUGACGACGCGGGCGGGAGCGACACCUGCAGCGGGCUCCGCGCGCACCGCCACCAGCGCGCCGACUCGAACGGACCCUUGCGACCCCCGCGGUGGAUGAGGGCGAAAGCACCCGAGGCGGCGGGUCACGGUAACGUAUCCGGGAGCGGGUUCCUUUCGGACAUGAUGCGAUGGCGUUGCAGAACAGUUAGCGAUAUGCUAGAAGAGCAGCUUCCUCUGGAGCAGGCUGGAGCGCGGCGACGAGACAAGCUGAGCAUCUCGCGGGAAGUGUUUGAUGGCGGUGGGGGCGAGGUUGAGGCGCUCGCCGGUCGCAGCAGCACCAUUGGCAGCAGGAGCAACGAAGAGGGAGGAGGUAGCGGUGGUGGUGGAGGAGAAGGAGAGGGAGAAGGGAGACGACAAAAUAUAUCGAGACGGCAACCAUUCCCGUCGCUCACCAUCACGGCGGACGAUGACAACGAAACCGCCGGUGGCCUGCCCGGAUUUGUGGAAUUAGAUUCGACGUCAGCAGCAGGAGGGAGGUUCAGUGGGCCUGCGUCUUGUCCUUCGCGGCCGUCUGGUUGCCGAGGAGAGGCGAGGGAUUCCUUCAACGCGGAAUCUGCACAGGGUUUCUGGAUAGCCUUGCGCCUCGACCUCAUCCAGUGGUUCAUGCCACUCCCAAUCGCCGACACCGCCACCGCCGCCACCGACGACUUCGAGACACAGAUGUCCUACGCAACGCCGCUGGGGGAAAACUCGAGACACGGGGCGACGGCUGCUGCGGCCUCAGCAGCAACGAGGUCAACUCCUCAAACCGCACAAAGAACUACGCCGGACGUCUCGGAGCCUACCGAGGACUCUGAGGAAGCCAGCAUCUUAAGGCUGGUCGAGUCCGUGAGCGUGCGCGCGUCCGUGCGCGGGCUCGCUCUCGCGACGUGGAGGGGAGCCGACAACCGUGACGGGUUUGCGUUGGACAUUGACAGUUUCCACCUGGCAGUGAGUGCGCACGCCGUGCCGCCGGCAGAAUAA